Molecule: messenger RNA, 613 nt
Organism: Lynx canadensis (Canada lynx)
Lineage: Eukaryota; Metazoa; Chordata; Mammalia; Carnivora; Felidae
Gene: TMEM210
Product: transmembrane protein 210
Exons: 4
Coding region: 19-477 (152 amino acids)
Source: RefSeq, a predicted model, not a curated record
UGGGGUUGGGGGCUGGACAUGGCCCCCUGUCCCCAGCCUGACUCCUGCCUGGCUGGCGGCCCUCUCGGCCUGAUAUGUCUGUCCCUUUUGCUCAUCCCUGCUGCAGCUGGAACGUACUGUGAGUGCAGCCUCGGCCUCAGCCGCGAGGCCCUCAUUGCCCUGCUGGUGGUGCUGGCGGGCGUUGGUGCCAGCUGCUUCUGUGCCCUCGUCAUCGUGGCAAUUGGUGCCAUGCGAGCCAAGAGACAUGAACAUGCCUCCCGCAGACACAUGGACAGCAGGAUGGUGGGGCACUUCGGGGUCCAGGAAGAUCACACGGAUCUGCACACAUUGCAUGUGGAGUCCCACCUCAUGGACCCUGACCUGGAGGUCUCCCUGAUGCCUCCCCUGGAGGCUCACGGCCUCAUAACCAUCCCCAUGGACCCGAUGGCCCCAACUCUGACUCUAGAGGAGACGUCCCCUCUCACCCCCCCCACCUGAGUAGGGCUGCGGGCAGCCUAGGGUAAGAGAAUUAAACGGUAUUUAGUGCUUCUGCCCUGUCCUCUCUGCGGGCUCCUCCUAGAGCCGCUGUGCGGCUGCGUGAAGGGGUGGGGAGGGGUCUGUGUGCACCUAGGUC